GGAAAGUGUGGACCAAGAGAUGGACAGAGACGAAGGGGAUGAAAAAGGAUUAAGAUGUGUUAUACACAUAUAGCAGAUCCCCACAAGAACAGAUCGGGCAACACUGUGCCUCACAUUCACCUUCCUCUCCUUUCAGCUGACCACUCAGGAGCUGAUUAAACCUCAUCUUGCCUUGGCCCAGGUCUUUUCCAAUGCAUCCUGACCUGCACUGCCUGCCUUUAGUUUCAUGAAAUACCCACUGGUAAAAAUGUUUCAUGGAAUUAAAAUUAAUAUUUAGAAAGUAGAGCAAUUAUGAAUUUAGGAAAAUCUGUAAUAGAAGUUCAUUUGGGAGAGAACAUGCUUUCAUUUCGUCCUGGAAGGAUGAUGUUUGGUAAAGGAGUAUCUUCAGAAAUUUUGAGACGAUUAAUUUUAUUUCUGAGAUUUGUGGAUCUAGAGAGCAGUCUGGUCUAGAGAAAGUAUGUUUUAGGCACUUAGAAAAAUAGAGCCACAUGUAUAUACAUAGCUACAGGAUGACUCGCUUUAAGAUGCGAUGAAGAGAUAGUGCCCUGAAGCUGGAUUUAAUGAUUAAAAAACUUAUUAAGUGUAAAACAUUGAAAAAGUAAAAGGUAUCAGUAUCCCCAACCACUCAUCAAUGCUUUGGGAGUGUUUGGUCAAUAGGAUUAUAUAUGGUUUCAUUUUUAAGAUUAUAUCGCAACCAUUUCCUUCAGGUAAGUACCUUCUACUAGAUCUUUUAUUCUUUGAGCUUAGUUGCAAAGGUUGUGCGGGGAGUUCUCCUAAAUUUAUCAUCUUACCUAACCACGCAUAUAAUCAAACUAGGAGAUUAACAUUGGUACAAUACUAUUACCUAAGGACCUUAUUUGCAUUUCUAUGUUUUAUUGAUAAUAUUAUUAUAUACGUUCAUGAUUGUCCUCUUACGGUCCCAGGCUCCAUCCAGUCCAGUAUCCCAAAAGGCAGUGGGAUGUCAUGUCUUCCUAGUCUGCUCCAAUAUGUAACAGUUUUUCAGUCUUUUUUUCUGACUUUAAAUUGUUUCUAGUUAUUUGAUACCAUUCAUGAUGUUUGAUAUAUAUACUCUGAAUUUUUUCUUUCCAUAAUUUAGUUUGUGUGUGUGUUUUGAGACAUGGUCUCGCUGCGUAAUUCAGGCCGGGCCUCCAACUCACGGCGAUCCACCUGCCUCGGUCUCUCAAGUCCUGGGAUCACAGGCACGCGCCACUACCGCAGGCUUCCUCCAUAAAUUAGUUUUCUAACAGGGAAAACUAACGGAUGUCGGAAAAGUUUGUGCUCCUAGUUUUGCGCUAAGCGGUGUCAACUGUCACCAGGGCGAUCCCAGCUGCACCCACACUACCGGCAGCAACAGACAGGCAGCAGGUCAGGGAGCUCAUGAAGGCCCCACCGGCCAGGUGACUGGAUGCAGGUGCUAAAGUGCGAACCAAACGUAGCAAUAAAGUUAUUAAUGUCGAGGAUGAGACUUCCGAUAGAGGCAUGCCCGUUUCCGCCAGAGAGCGUCUCCUUCCCCCUCUUCUCGUCAGCCGGACCGGAAACACUUGUAACCCUUUUAAAGCGACGUCAUCCCAGCUUUGGUCCCGCCCACACACGGUGUAAGUGUUUCCGGGUCAGGGCGCUCCGGCCCGCCUCGCACCGUCGCCACUGGCUUAGUGCUGGAAGUCCCGGCGCUCCCGGAAGUUCCCCAGCCUCUCGGUUGGGGUUCCCUGCACCCCGCCGCUGCUGAGGCCCCCAGGAGCGGCGGCGAUGGCGGAGGCGGCGCUGCUGCUGCUGCCCGAGGCGGCGGCCGAGCGGGACGCGCGGGAGAAGCUGGCUCUCUGGGAUCGGAGGCCUGACACGACGGCGCCGCUGACCGACAGGCAGACGGACUCGGUGCUGGAGCUGAAGGCGGCGGCGGAGGACCCGCCAGUGCCGGCCGAGCUCCCAAUUGAAGACUCAUGCAGCUUAACUUCCCAGUCACUGCCCAUUGACCAGACUUCGAUUGUGCCUGAAUCUACAGAAGACGUUCUCUUGAAGGGUUUUACUUCCUUAGGAAUGGAAGAAGAAAGAAUUGAGACUGCACAGCAGUUUUUCUCGUGGUUUGCAAAACUGCAAACUCAGAUGGAUCAGGAUGAAGAAAUAAAAUAUAGACAGAUGAGGGAUUACUUGUCUGGGUUUCAGGAGCAGUGUGAUGCUAUAUUGAAUGAUGUAAACAGUGCUCUUCAGCACCUGGAGUCAUUGCAGAAGCAGUAUCUUUUUGUGUCUAAUAAGACAGGAACCCUACAUGAAGCCUGUGAACAGCUCCUAAAAGAACAGUCGGAACUUGUUGAUCUGGCUGAAAAUAUUCAACAAAAGCUUUCUUAUUUUAAUGAAUUGGAAACUAUUACUACAAAAUUGAAUUCUCCUACGUUGUCUGUGAAUAGUGAAGGGUUUAUACCUAUGCUGGCCAAGUUAGAUGAUUGUAUAACCUAUAUUUCAUCUCAUCCUAAUUUUAAAGAUUACCCUGUAUAUUUACUGAAGUUUAAACAGUGUCUUUCGAAAGCAUUGCACCUAAUGAAGACAUACACAGUGAACACACUACAGACACUCACAAAUCAGUUACUUAAAAGGGACCCUUCAUCUGUACCAAAUGCAGACAAUUCCUUUACACUAUUUUAUGUGAAGUUUCGAGCUGCUGCCCCCAAAGUCAGAACCCUUAUUGAACAAAUAGAAGAACGAUCUGAAAAGAUACCUGAAUAUCAGCAGCUGCUCAAUGACAUCCACCAAUGUUACCUUUUCCAACGGGAGCUCCUUUUGGGCCCUAGUAUUGCCUGUACUGUCACAGAGUUAACCAGCCAAAAUAAUAGAGACCAUUGUGCCUUGAUUCGCAGUGGCUGUGCCUUCAUGGUCCAUGUGUGCCAGGAUGAGCACCAACUUUACAAUGAAUUUUUCACAAAGCUGACACCAAAAUUAGAUGAACUUUUGGAGAAACUGUGUAUGUCAUUGUACGAUGUCUUCAGGCCGUUGAUCAUUCAUGUCAUUCACCUAGAGACUCUGUCUGAACUUUGUGGGAUUCUUAAAAAUGAAGUGCUUGAAGAUCAUGUACAGAACAAUGCUGAACAACUAGGGGCAUUUGCAGCUGGAGCAAAGCAGAUGUUGGAAGAUGUACAAGAGCGGCUUGUGUAUCGAACCCAUAUCUAUAUUCAGACAGACAUCACAGGCUACAAACCAGCUCCCGGCGACCUAGCAUAUCCUGAUAAGUUAGUCAUGAUGGAGCAAAUUGCACAGAGUUUGAAAGAUGACCAGAAGAAGUUACCUUCAGAAGCUUCAUUUUCAGAUGUUCAAUUAGAAGAAGCAGAGUCUGAUAGUCUAACAAAAUCUGUUUUAGGUUCGACAGAAUCCCUCAAUCCUAGACCACAAGCCACAAUUUCUCCAGCAGAUCUUCAUGGAAUGUGGUACCCUACAGUUCGAAGAACUCUUGUCUGUCUCUCCAAAUUAUACAGAUGCAUAGAUAGGGCCGUGUUCCAAGGGUUAUCACAGGAAGCAUUGUCAGCCUGCAUUCAGUCCUUACUUGGAGCAUCAGAGUCUAUCAGCAAAAACAAGACUCAGAUUGAUGGACAGCUUUUCUUAAUUAAGCACCUUCUGAUUCUUCGUGAACAAAUUGCUCCAUUUCACACUGAAUUCACCAUUAAGGAAAUUUCCCUGGACCUCAAGAAAACUAGAGAUGCAGCAUUUAAAAUCCUGAACCCUAUGACUGUUCCAAGAUUUUUUAGGCUGAAUAGCAACAAUGCCUUGAUAGAGUUCUUGUUGGAGGGUACUCCUGAGAUAAGAGAACAUUAUCUCGACUCUAAGAAAGACGUAGACCGGCAUCUGAAAUCAGCCUGUGAGCAGUUUAUUCAGCAGCAGAGCAAGCUGUUUGUAGAGCAGCUGGAGGAGUUCAUGACAAAGGUUUCAGCAUUAAAAACAAUGGCCAGCCAGGGAGGUCCCAAGUAUACCCUCUCCCAGCAGCCUUGGGCACAACCAGCAAAGGUUAGUGACCUUGUGGCAACUGCGUAUAAGACAAUAAAAGCAAAGCUGCCUGUGACAUUGAGAAGCAUGUCGCUGUACCUAUCCAAUAAAGAUACAGAGUUCAUCUUAUUUAAACCUGUUAGGAAUAACAUUCAGCAAGUCUUUCAGAAGUUCCAUGCUCUGUUGAAGGAAGAGUUCAGCCCCGAAGACAUCCAGAUCAUUGCUUGUCCUUCCAUGGAACAGGUAAACCUCUUGCUGUCCGUUCCUAAAUAAACAGGCUGGUCAGGAGGUGGGAAUGGGCCAAGAAGUCUUACAGCCUGCAGGACUCUGAGGAUCCCCACAAGUGUGCUGCCCAGUGCUGACUGCAGAAGAAAGCAUAAACAGAAUGUUGAAAAGAUAGGAGUUUCCCUCUGGAAAACAUCAAAAUGCCAAAGAUGAAUGGAUGUGUAGUGAUCUCAUUUAAAUGGAUGCAAGAAAUGUAAGUUUUUGAGAGGUAGCCAUGAGGAGCUUGAGGUGAAAUGUUUCUUCAUAAAAGUUGUGCAAUAAAAAUAGGUUACAAUAAGUAGUGCUAAGAACUUUAUGGAAAUACAGCUGAUGAGAAAGCUGCUAAAGGUAAGGUUUGCUAUUGCAUGAAACACAGCAAUACUUUGGAAACACUUUUAACCACUGAGCAUUCCACAUUGACUUUUUGAGACAAGGUUUUGCUGUGUAGUUCAGGCUGGCCUUGAACUUACUGUGUAGCCCAGGCUGGCCUUAAACUUCAGGUGAUCCUCCUGCCUCAGAAACCUUAUUUCCAUAUUUUUUGUAAUGUUUCUCCUAUCAUUUGAUGUUUGGUUGGGAGUAGCUUCUGAGAAUGCAUCUCAUUUUGCUGACGAUUCAGGGUGUUAUCUUCCUAUUAGAUGUGAGGGCUUCGUGGACAUCUCCAGGAUCUGAACUCCUUGAACUGCUGUGGCGCAGUGUGUUCAAAGCAGGGAGCUGCAGCCUCUUGCUGUAGGCAGGUAUAGUUCUUCCAUGUGGAUCAUUACGGUACAGCAGUCAGUGGGGUGAGUGGGAAUUACAAAUUACAGUGUUUUCAUGCUUACGUAUAGAGAGGAGGAAUCCUGAUGCAGGUCUCCUGAAUGAAGCUUAGUUACGGUCCUUCUGCAGGCAGCCUCUGUUUGCAGCUGGUAUUUGUAAGAUGAACACUUUGACCUGUGUUAUGUGUCUAGUAGCCUGUGCUGUGCACCAGCCUGGUGGGCCUCCAGCCCUGUCACAGCAGAACAUGUUUUGCCAACACACAUAGGACAGCAAACACUGCCUACAUCUUAGAAACACUGCACCCCAUUGGGGAUCACACAUGAGGCACAACAGCGAGUUUCCUAUAGAUCCCUUCCUCUUUAAAUUUGAAACUAGAGUGACUGUGCCUCUGAUCUUGUAGUAGUAAACAUAGUGUGGUUCUUGUUUCAAAAAGGGUUCCAAGUUCCUUAAACCCUGGUGUGAAGGCGAGAGGGACACUGCCAAGGGGUCUGGACUGGCCGGCGACCCCUCGGUGUCACUGUGCCAGUGCUGUCCACGUGUGUAGUGCAGUGCUUCCCAAGGUGCGGUUGGUUCCAUCCUGGCGUCUGUUGUCUGUAAGGGGUCCCUUGUUUUUUAAUCACCUUUAUUUUGGCAGUGGAUGUUACUUGAUGGAGCUUGUCACUUUGUUUUGAGAAGGUGGAAGAGGACCAUAUUCUUUCUUCACCUUGAAAUGAAUGAAUUAGGAAGAUUGUAUUUACUUGUACUUACUGUUUUAAAUACAUGUUCAUAAGAUAAACUGUAAAAUAUCUGGUUUUGUGUAUUAUAUGUACAUUUGACUUUUAAAUAGCCUUUCCAAAGAAAUGAGGGCAUGAUUAUUGUACUGUAUUGUGACUGAUGUCAUUUGAUAUAUGGAGCAGAGUGUAUUCUUCAGGAUAAAAAUAAUUAAUGGCCCUUG
Molecule: messenger RNA, 5917 nt
Organism: Chinchilla lanigera (long-tailed chinchilla)
Lineage: Eukaryota; Metazoa; Chordata; Mammalia; Rodentia; Chinchillidae
Gene: Cog3
Product: component of oligomeric golgi complex 3
Exons: 23
Coding region: 1747-4239 (830 amino acids)
Biological process (GO): intra-Golgi vesicle-mediated transport; intracellular protein transport; Golgi organization
Cellular component (GO): cis-Golgi network; COG complex; membrane
Source: RefSeq, a predicted model, not a curated record